Messenger RNA from Thalassophryne amazonica, 334 nucleotides. Its product is annotated as acylphosphatase-2-like. The transcript is spliced from 4 exons. NCBI's taxonomy places the organism in Eukaryota, Metazoa, Chordata, Actinopteri, Batrachoidiformes, Batrachoididae. The record is from RefSeq and is a predicted model, not a curated record. Gene Ontology annotation, molecular function: acylphosphatase activity. The coding region runs from base 16 to 327 and encodes 103 amino acids.
UGUGUCUCUGUCGGGAUGUCUGAGGGAGACUCGGCGGGAGUUAAACUGGUGUCGGUGGACUUUGAGGUUUUCGGUUAUGUUCAGGGAGUCUGCUUCAGGAUGUACACAGAAAGGGAGGGGCUGCGUCUGGGCCUGGUUGGCUGGGUGAAGAACACCUUCAGAGGGACAGUGCAGGGUCAGAUCCAGGGUCCGGCUGACAUGGUGGAAGAGAUGAAGGUGUGGCUGAGGCAAGAAGGAAGUCCGAGCAGUCGGAUCACCAGAGCAUCCUUCACAAACCAGAGAGCCAUCGACAAGCUGGAACUGACAGGCUUCAAGACUCGCUUCUGAUCAAAGA